AGGAUAAAAUGAUAUUACUAAAUAUUCAAGAUUAUUUUUUGAAUUAACAAAAAAACAAACUCAAAUUAAUGAUGUAAAGAUAAUUUGCAUACCAUUGUUGGCUUUAACAAAAUUUAUUUGCUAAAGACAUCAUGGGUUUAAAUUGCCUAGUAAAAUUGAUUAACAAACAUUUCAUCACCAUGAGCUUUGGUAUAUUGUUAGUAUCGUGCAUUAUCGUCCCACUUCUCACCAUUUCGGUAUCAGGGUAUAAGAAUCAACAAAUGGGAACAGAGCAUGAUAAUAAUUCUGUAGGAAUUGAUUUCUCUAAGUGGAAUAACUUAAAGGAACCUACGACUCGUCCAUAUAUAAGAAGUUCAAAAAAUGUGUUCAACCGCCAAAACUUUACACGACUGACAACUUUCGUAUAUUUAACUUCAAAAAAAGUAGAAAAUGAAGAAGUUGGGACCACUGCAACACACGAAAAUAUAACGAUUGAUACAAGUAAAAAUAAUUGGCAAAAGUAUAAAAAUUAUAUAAUUAACAAUAAUGAAAAUUCUGGACGUUUUUAUAAUUCCGAACCGAAUAUAUUUUGCGGAUCUCCAGAAAUAGGCAAUGCUCAACUGGUGUUCGCAUCUGACGAAGGUAAAAACAUGUUGAAUUUCAACAUCAUCAACUCAAUGUGCAAAAUGCAGAUGAAAUAUAUCGAAAUAAUGAGUUAUGAGAAAAUAUGUACUGGCGCAGAGAAUUAUCCUCCGGGAGAUCCUAGGAAUUGCUGCGAGGCUUGGUCUCUUCCCAACUACAUUGCUCAGAUGAACCACAAAACAUCAUGUCUUUUAAUUACUGAAUCAGAUGUGUAUAAUACUGAAAGCACUUUGAAACGAUGCGCUAGUUUUUACCGUGAAUCCAAAAUCAGUCCUGAUUGUAGCGUGAAAGGUAAUUGCCAAGUACCUCAGGAAUGUGUACUUUUUGAUAACGUUUAUAAUAUAUUCACUUACAUUACUGAUAAUGAAUUCUUCCUUCCAAAAAAAUCGGAAGACAUGAAAGUGAGCGAGACUAUAAUGAUUCUACCGAUGCCAGCCGGCGAAUUUUUGAUGCCUUUCUAUAAAAGACUGACCGAAAAUCUAUUGCAUAUGGAUGGUAUUUCGGUGGUGGCUAUGAAUCUGGGUUUGAAACAUGCUCUGUUUCGGGAAAGUCUACCCAGCGACGUUACCUACAUACUUUUUGGUGCUAUGGCUUUAACACUAUGCAUGUGCAUCUAUACUCGAUCAGCUUUCCUAACCACCAUGGCUAUAUCCGCGUUAUUUGCAUCGAUAAGUCUUGGAUACUUUCUAUAUUUUUACAUCUUCAGGUUCACCUCCUUCCCUUUCAUGAAUACACUAGCUAUAAUAGUCUCAAUAGCAAUUGGGACUCACGAUUCUCUCAUAUUUUGUGACAUAUGGACCGUCGAGUACGAGACCAGCUAUAAAAGUUUGACGUGCAUUAUGUCAUACACUGUGCGUCACACGUUAAUGUCUAUGGCCGUUACAAGUAUGACAACAUCCGUUACGUUCUUGACAACCUAUUGGAGUUCCGACACAACAAUCCGCUUAAUCGGGCUUUUUGCAGGGAUCGCGAUAUUAUCGCAUUUCAUACUUCUGUUGUGCUGGGUAGUCGCAGUUGCAGUAGUUAAAGAACAAUUAACAACGUUCGAAAAACUAAGGAAUCUUUUAAAAAUAAGAUCUACUGUAAUAAAACGUCUUACCCAACGCCCAAAACGAUAUAUGAUAUUAUUCGACGUACUGUGCAAAUUUAUGGCGAAUGCAAUCUGCAGGUUCAUUGAAAAAUUUAGACAUUCGUUGUUCAUAAGUUUGUCAUUAUUGAGUCUAGCAAGUGUUUUCAUACUAAUUUACCAUCCAUAUCACGAGCAGACCUACUUUAAUUACCAAAUAUUCAUCAGCGAUCAUCCUUUUGAACAGUACGACUUAAAGUAUAAAUUCGACUUUCAGUUCAGCCAAAUCAACAAUCCUCUUGAUAAAUUGCCACUACGUUUCAUCUGGGGAAUCCUACCAGAUAAAGAAAAUAAUAAGAAUCCACGCUUCUUGGAAAAAAUAACAUAUGACCCGUCCUUUAACAUAUCUUCUACGGAAUCACAGGAAUGGCUCUUAGGUUUCUGCCAACGACUGAGACAACAAAAGUUUUAUUUAACAACUGCAAAUAAUAACAAGAACAAUUGCUUUAUGGAAUCUUUUAUAAUAUGGAUGAACCGUAAUUGCGAUGACAAUUCAUCUGAAAACAUGCGACCCUGCUGCGAAGUUAAAGACUUUCCUUACAAACCCGAAUUAUUUGACUAUUGCUUAAAGAAAACAACACCUGAACCGUACGAAGAAGGUAUUACUCAAGUAUUGCCUGGGCCAAAAUUUGUGGACGAAAAAUACGUUGGAGCAAUUAUCAUAGAGUAUUCAAGCAACUAUUCAUUUUCAACUUCUGUCGAUUACCAGCAAUUAUUUAAAGAAAAAAUAAAUACAUGGUUUGUGGAUGAGCUGUCAAAUGCACCGAAAGGUUUGAAAAAUGGUUGGCUUGUAACUGAUUUUGAUUUAUACGAAUUAUAUCGUGUACUAGCUAUCAGCUCAAUCAUAGGAACGUUCCUCUCCAUCCUACUAUCAAUGAUGGUCAUAUACUUUUCAACAUUAAAUCUCAUUAUUGGCAUAUUAACAAUAUUCUGUAUCACCUGUAACAUUGUAACAACUAUGGCAAGUUUACUAAUUUUGGGAUGGUAUGUCGAUCUGUUAAAAGCAAUUGCGUUGUCAAGCACCAUCAGUCUAAGUAUCGAUUACAGUCUUCAAGUGGCCAUAAAUUAUAAAUCUUGUCCAACAAAAAAUGAUCGUUUAAUAGCAAUGAAAUUUGCAAUGCAACAAAUAAUGGGACCAUUGACUAUGGCAUCUAUUUCUAUCAGCAUCAUUGGAUACUUUAUAAUGUUAUCGGAAAUACUAAUUUACAAGCUAAUUGGACAGUUUCUUAUGAUUAUCAUGGGAUUCUCUUGGAUUUUUGCUGUUCUCCAUCUAGGUUCUUUAUUGGCUCUUGUUGGACCGGAAAAUAGUUAUGGACAAUGUAAGAUAAAAUGCUGGUUCUCGAAAAACGCUGAAACUAUUCAAAAGGAAGAUACAAAUGCAGCUCCACCUAGCAAACUCGAAACACCAGAUGACCAAUAUACCGUCGCCUAUAAUAAAUCGGAUAAACCUGAAGCAACAAUUACAAUUGAACCUAUAAAAUCUCCUUGCAACAGUACUGUUGUUGUCGUAGAAGAUAAUUAAAAAAUCGCAUCUUCUGCAAAAUUAAUUUUAAAUUACUUCUAAAUAUUGCACCACGUGUUAAUUACUGUAGUUGAAUAAAUAUAAAAAAUAUUUGCACCGUUAGCUACCUAGAUUUAUGAUUAGGUAAAGUUUCAAUAGUAUAAGUAAAUGUUAACAACCAAAUAAUUGACAUGAAGACAUGUUUUCAUACA
Nicrophorus vespilloides is the source of this 3460-nucleotide messenger RNA. RefSeq names its product protein dispatched homolog 1-like. The transcript is spliced from 8 exons. Bases 132 to 3269 code for a protein of 1045 amino acids. The record is from RefSeq and is a predicted model, not a curated record. NCBI's taxonomy places the organism in Eukaryota, Metazoa, Arthropoda, Insecta, Coleoptera, Silphidae.